Messenger RNA from Daphnia magna, 1579 nucleotides. RefSeq names its product tRNA methyltransferase 10 homolog A. The coding region runs from base 240 to 1460 and encodes 406 amino acids. Gene Ontology annotation, cellular component: nucleus; nucleoplasm. Gene Ontology annotation, molecular function: tRNA binding. NCBI's taxonomy places the organism in Eukaryota, Metazoa, Arthropoda, Branchiopoda, Diplostraca, Daphniidae. Gene Ontology annotation, biological process: tRNA N1-guanine methylation. The record is from RefSeq and is a predicted model, not a curated record. The transcript is spliced from 5 exons.
CGAGUCAGAGAUUGUUGUGGAAUAGUAGUUAUUAUGAUUUGCUUUCAAUUGCGUAACUCGCAAUCUAACCUAAACUGGCAUCAUUACCAUGAUUUUACCACCUUAACACCAAUCGUCUGCUUUUUGUGUUAAUGUUCCAGUUCAACCGCUCAACGUGAUUUCUGUAUGUCCAAAGUUUUCAAUCAGAACUACUUAGCACACCUUUAUAUUGACUUCUUAUUUGCAUCAUUUGUAGUCAAAUGAGUUCACCUUGUACUCAAUCUAAGGGAGAGGAAGAAAAAAAAUCAGACAGUGUUCAAAUUGAUCCUGGAGCUGGUUACAAAUAUGGUGUUUUAGUCAGUGAAGACACACCAGUUAACCGGAAUGAUGCUCAGAGUAUUCAGUUGAAGAUAGACUUUUCUGCCGAGAAAGAAAAUGAUAAGAAUCAUGUUAGUACGCUAGAAAAGGUGUCACAAAAUGAAAGCUAUGCUGAGCUACCUGUGCAAUCAAAGUCUGCUCUGAAACGGAAAAUGAAGAAGGAUUUAUGGGAGCUGAGGAAAAAAGAGAAAAGGAUUCAAGAAAGGGAGAAAAGAAAGAAAAGAAAACUUGAUCCAACCCAUCGUUUGAAUACAGUUACUCGUAAACAACUAAAAAAUGCAACAAUGGCUAACAGUAACUGCAAAGUGACCAUAGCAAUUGACCUAUCAUUUGACAAUUACAUGGAUGAAAGGAGUCUUGCAAAGUGUGUCAAGCAAAUUAGUCGUUGUUACAGCAUUAACCGUAGGGCUACUGAUCCAGUUCAAUUCCACGUAACUAGUUUGGAUGGUGCUAGUUUAAAAGAAAUGAGCAAGAAUUCAGGCUAUGAAAACUGGGAUGUUAACCUGCAUGAAAAGCAUUUUACAGAAAUUUUCAGUAAAGAAAAAAUUGUUUACCUCACCUCUGAAUCUGACAAUGUUAUAGAAAAUCUUAAGGAUGAUUAUGUUUAUAUAAUUGGAGGAUUAGUUGAUCACAAUUCCCACAAGGGUCUUUGUCACAAGUUGGCAGAAGAGAAAGGUCUUUCUCAUGGCCGUCUUCCAAUCAGUGAAAAUAUUGACAUGAAGACGAGAAAAGUUUUAACUAUUGACCACGUGUUUAAUGUAAUGGUCAACAUCUGUAACGGACAGAGCUGGAAGGAAGCAUUACUUGAGAUCUUGCCAGCUAGAAAAGGAGCUCAAGAAAAGCCAGUUGACGAUAACACAAUUACUAAUGGAGAUAGGAUUGCUGAUAAAUUUGCAGUUGCCGACGAAGAUGCAGAGGCCGACGAAGAUGCAGCGGCCGACGAAGAUGCAGCGGCCGACGAAGAUGCAGCGGCCGACGAAGAUGCAGCGGCCGACGAAGAUGCAGGGGUCGACGAAGCUGCAGCGGCCGACGAAGAUGCAUCUUCGUCGGUUGAAGAAAAUUCAAAAAUGAAAUUCCUUAAAGCAAAACCUACCUCGGCAUAGUUUCUGCUGUUUUGUUUAAUAAGUUGUCUCAGUUAUUGUAUCAGUUACUGUUCACAACUUCUUCAUUAUGCACAAAAGUGCAAAGAAAAUUGAAUUUGUAUAAAGGAUUCUUUUUGGAA